UUACAUACAUAUGUAUGUACAAAGUAAUGUUUGUGGACUCUUUUAGUAGUCCGGUUAUCGUACAGCUUUUGUAUACGUAGUACAUACAUAUGUACAUUUGUGAUAUGUAUGUACAAAGCUUAUAGAAAUAUCAAAGGUUAACUGGUAUAUUACGGAACGUAACUUAAAAUUGGUUAGCCUUUUUCGAGAAACGCGACAUCAACAUGAGGUUCCCCAACAAUGGAAAGGUUUUAUUAAAUAUGACAAAUGCACCGCUUCUUCAACGAACGAAACAACUGCUUCCAGCUAGAUAUAGCAGCACCAAGGAAUCGUUGUCGGAUCCGAAGCAGUUAAAUCUUUUGCCUUACCAUGUAUUGCCGCUUAAAGAAACCCUAAGUCGAUUUAUGAGUACUGUUGAACCUCUGCUAACACCUACGGAAAUGAAGCGGCAAAUGAAAAUCACUGAAGAGUUCCUAAAUGGAGAGGGCAGUAGUCUACAGAAACUCUUGGAGGACGUUGGUAGCAAAGAAAAAAACUGGUUAGCAGACCGAUGGCUAAAAGCUGCAUAUUUGCAAUACCGAUCUCCAGUUACCGUGUUUGUUAGUCCCGGCAUGACCUUUCCUCGACAAGUCUUUAAGGAUGAACAUGAUUUUCUCGCCUACACGUCUAAAGUUAUUUUUGGCUUGGGUGAGUUCAAUGACAUGGUAAAAGCCCAUCAGAUUCCAAUUGUCAAAAUGGGCAAUAAUGAGUUGGACAAUAGCCAGUUUGGUAAAGUAUUCGGUACAUGUCGGAUACCACGGCGGGGUACAGAUGAAAUAGUAUAUAAUCCAUGCUCCAAUUAUGUGGUCGUAAUAUAUAAGAAUCAUUUCUACAAAAUGCAGAUAUACGAUAAAGAGGGAAAACUGAUUGCUGCUUCGGCCCUGGCAUUUCAAUUGGAAAAGAUCUUGAAAACUGAGACGACAGUUGGUGUUGCCUAUGGAAUUCUGACCACGGACUCAAGGGACAACUGGGCAGAUGCCUAUAAAUACUUGUCCGAUAUACAUGUCAACAGAGAUGGCCUAAAAACCAUCCAAGGUGCGUUGUUUACUGUGUCACUCGACCAAUGUACCACUUUGAAGAAAGGUGAAGAGGACGACGAGCUAAUAUCCUCAUUGAUUCAUGGAAGUGGUAGCAAAAUCAACAGUGGCAACAGGUGGAUGGACAAGACAAUUCAAUUGGUUGUUAAUCCAAAUGGUAAUGUUGGAUUCACUUACGAGCAUUCUCCUGCCGAGGGCCAGCCUAUUGCAAUGAUGAUGGACUAUGUAAUGAAAAAGUUGAAGGAGGAUCCUAAUUUCGGAGAAUGCGGUUCCAAAGACGUGAUUCCUACCGAUAAAAUACAAUUUUGUAAACCAAAUGAUCGCAUUGGACAGUGGCUGAAUAUUGCGCAACAAAAUCUUGAUGAGCUGGCCAAAUCACUUCAGAUAAAAGUUAUCAAGUUCGAUAAAUUUGGAAAAGAUUUUAUAAAAAAGCAGCGCCUGGGUCCAGAUAGUUUUAUUCAGAUAGCGUUGCAGUUGGCUUUCUUUAAAAUGCACUUGGAGCCAGCUGCGCAAUAUGAGUCAGCACAUUUGCGUAUAUUUGAAGGAGGUCGGACUGAAACUAUUCGGUCUUGUUCUAAUGAGUCAAUAUCCUUCUGUCGGGCUAUGCAAAAUAAUUCGGAAGCCACGGAUGAGGAACGCGCUGAGAAACUUCGUGCGGCAGUAAUGAGUCACCAGAUGUAUGCAAAGCUAGCACUGCAAGGCAAAGGCGUCGAUCGCCACCUACUCGGACUAAAGGUGAUGGCUAUGGAAAAUAAUCUGCCUAUCCCAAAGUUUUUUUCAUCGCCGGGGUUUGUCAAAUCGAGUCAUUUUCGCAUGUCAACCUCACAGGUCGCUACGAAAUAUGAUGCAUUCAUGGGGUAUGGACCAGCUGUUGACGAUGGAUAUGCGUGUUGCUAUAAUCCUCGCGACAAUGACAUAAUAUUAGCUAUAUCCGCUUGGAGUCACUGUAAGGUGACCGAUCUUUUGGUUUUUACGAAGACUCUUGAACAGUCUUUCCUUGAAAUGAAGGACAUUUUAGAUAACUCGCAACAGAGUUCUCAUAGCCCGAUAAGCAAAUUGUAACGUGCGCAAAAAAAAUGACGUAUUAAUUUUGAUUAAAACAGGGACGUCCCUAAAAGCUGAAAUAAAACUUAAUUUGGCGGGACUUUAACCGUGACGAGCGAUAAUAAUUGGUUUUCCUUGUAAAUUAGUACUAAGACAUGUUAGUUAAUUUAGCAAAGUGAAAUGAUGUAGAAGUAUUUUUGGAGAGCUUAGAAUGGGAACACAGUGCAAUGAGGUUGAUGGCAACAUUUGGAGAAACUGCUACUCGGCAUUGUCUGAGGGGACCCUUCCCCCAUAUGGGAAAAACUUAGCCAAACCUUAUUUUAAUUUUGUGGGAAAAUUAAACGGCUUCGGUUAUCAUUA
Messenger RNA from Drosophila kikkawai, 2459 nucleotides. Its product is annotated as carnitine O-acetyltransferase-like. The record is from RefSeq and is a predicted model, not a curated record. Gene Ontology annotation, molecular function: carnitine O-acetyltransferase activity. Gene Ontology annotation, biological process: carnitine metabolic process, CoA-linked. Lineage: Eukaryota; Metazoa; Arthropoda; Insecta; Diptera; Drosophilidae. Gene Ontology annotation, cellular component: peroxisome.